Messenger RNA from Rotaria socialis, 798 nucleotides. NCBI's taxonomy places the organism in Eukaryota, Metazoa, Rotifera, Eurotatoria, Philodinida, Philodinidae. The record is from the annotation of a GenBank genome assembly.
AUGUGGUCAGUUAUAUUAUUAAUUCUUAAAUUAAUAAGUAUAUCAGUAUCAAAUGAAGAGAGAAAUAAUUGUUAUUUCACUGUGUUUUAUUCCAAUGGAAAGCGAUCUUAUUGUAUAGAUGAACAAUGUUAUCAUCAUUUAGAUAUAAUAUCAUUAAAAGAUCGGCAAUGUCGAACUAAUUAUUUAUCACUUCAAUUUUCAUCUUAUUUAACAUACAAAAAAUUUCUUCAAUCAACAUUAUUGAAAAAUUCACUUAGUUAUUAUUUUUCAAAAGCGCGUCCCAAUGUCGAACGUCUUCUUCGAAUUGAAUUUCUUUCACCGUUUCUAAAUGAUGAUCCAUUUCAACUUGAUCAAUUACGUUUAUUAGCUAAUUCUAUAUCAAACAUUGAUACAUACGAAUUCAUUUUUAAUGAAAAUAUUACAAUAAAUAAUUUAACAUUAUUUAUUGAUCAAGAUAUGUUUAGCAGUAGUGAUCAACAAAUAAUUGAUAGAUUAACAUUAAGAUUUAGUUGUACUCAUAUUCAAAGAGUAGAAUGGCAAUUAAUUAAAUCUAUUCAAAGUUUUCCGAAUUCUCCGUGCCCUCAACAAAUUCAAUUAAAAAAAAAAGAUUUUCGUCAAAAAGAAUUUUCUUCAAAUUUAAUUAUUUUAGCAAGUAUUACUACACUUGUGAGUAUUACCAUAAUUAUUCUUGUUCUAAUUGGUUCAUUUUUAUAUAAUUAUGAUUUUAAUGAUCAAUUAAAACAAAAUACUAAAUCAAAUAGUCGAACAGACUUAAUAACAAUUAUUGAAAAAUUUUGA